GGCUGGCGUCACACAAGGAGCAGGUUUGGGAUUGGCUACAACUGUCACCUGAACAGCCAGAGAACAUAUGGGGUCCCAUGGGCACCGUCAUUUCGGUUUCAAACAGGAAGGAGUCCGCUGACGUUAAAUCUUCGGUCAAUAUGUCCAACAACACCACUCACUGCCCCAACGUCAGCACAUACGAGUUCAACAUCUUUGCCGUGUGCACGUACUCCUUCAUCUCCAUCGUGGGCCUCAUUUUUAAUUUGAUGGCGCUGGCCUUUUUUUUCAGACACACCAAAUCCAGAUCACAAACCAUUGUCUACAUGACCAAUCUGGCCAUAGCGGACACACUGCUCAUCCUCACGUUGCCCAUGAGGAUCUACCACCAUCUAGGUUUCACUGGUCUUCCUCAGUGGCUGUGUGACGCCCUUGGUUUGGUCCUGAAGGCCAACAUGUACGGCAGCAUCUUCCUCCUUACUUGCAUUUGCUUUGACCGUUGCGUGGCCGUCAGCUUUCCUAUGGCAGAGCGUGUCCAGAAAGGGAGACAGAAAGCACCUCUGAUCUGUCUCGGAGUAUGGUUGUUCACCUUCGGAGCCAGCCUGCCGAUCUACUUCUCCAAACUCAAAGAAAAUUCCAAUGUGACAUGUUACACGUGUUUUGAAAGCCAGCCAGUCUACUCUACACAACCUGUGGUGGUUUCAGUCACAUUGUUUGUGGGGUUUGGGAUUCCAUUUGUAAUUAUGCUGAUCUGCUCCUGGGGUUUGCUUCGUGCUGUCCAACAAAGCACUGUGGCCCAGACCAGCCUCGUGGACAGCAGAAAGAUCCAGAGGAUGGUUGCUGCCAGCCUUCUUAUUUUCCUGCUCAGUUUCCUCCCGUACCAUGCAACCCUGCUUUUCCUCUGUCUGCACAAAAACAAUAUAUCAUCCUCCAUGCUGACUGCAUACCAAUAUAGCCUGAUAGCGGCAUGCCUCAACACAGUACUAGAUCCCAUUGCAUAUUAUUUCACCACAGAAACUUUCAGGAGGAAUGUAGACAUAAGUGCUGUUCAGAGAAUGUUCCUUUUGAAUAGUCAAAGUUCUGAAAUGGGAAACAGGAGCAGAGUGCCAAACAGUAGCUAAAGGGCUGCUGAAGAACCGAGCCAUGCUACCAUCCAUCCAUCCAUCCAUCCACCAUUUGUCUAUACCGCUUAUCCUCUUAAGCGGUCACAGGAGUGUGGGCUAAAGCCAAUCCCAGGAGACUUUGGGCAAGAUGCGGGGUACACCCUGAACAGGUCUCCAGUUUAUCACAGGGCUGACAUACAGAGACAAGCAAUCAUUCACUCUCACAUUCACAACUAUGGACAAUCUGGCGUAGUUGUGGCAACAGUGCUAACCACUGUGGCCUAUUGGUGCCACCAUCCAAAACCCUCAAACUUGGUUAUCAACAAAACCAUUAGAACCUUUGUUUUUACUUUAUAAAUGCAGGGAUUAAUUUAAACAUCAGAAUGGAGGAGCUAUGAGGAGUAAUGACUGAUUUUCUUUUUGGGAACAUACAUUUGUGUUAUCACUGUGCAGCCUCCUUACUUGUUGGGUUCUUUCAUAAAGUUACAAAAACAAAUGAUCAGACACAACCCCAACACUCCUGUAGUUGGAAAGCUGAUUGAACUGCUAAUAUAUUUAUUGUGUUUUGUAUAAUUUUGUAUAGUGUGUUUUGUAUCUGUAUAUCCCACUUUCAUGGAAGUCUACCUGCUAAGAAGUUACUCAGCCAAUAAAUGCUAUGAUAUGUA
Messenger RNA from Toxotes jaculatrix (banded archerfish), 1747 nucleotides. Its product is annotated as lysophosphatidic acid receptor 6. Gene Ontology annotation, molecular function: G protein-coupled receptor activity. Lineage: Eukaryota; Metazoa; Chordata; Actinopteri; Toxotidae. Gene Ontology annotation, biological process: behavioral response to pain; G protein-coupled receptor signaling pathway. Gene Ontology annotation, cellular component: membrane. The transcript has 2 exons. Bases 78 to 1100 code for a protein of 340 amino acids. The record is from RefSeq and is a predicted model, not a curated record.